Molecule: messenger RNA, 869 nt
Organism: Copidosoma floridanum
Lineage: Eukaryota; Metazoa; Arthropoda; Insecta; Hymenoptera; Encyrtidae
Gene: robl
Product: dynein light chain roadblock
Biological process (GO): microtubule-based movement
Cellular component (GO): cytoplasmic dynein complex
Source: RefSeq, a predicted model, not a curated record
UGCAUAGUCUAUGAAUUUUUGACAUUUCAGUAGUUUGUAGUAAGUUGUAAGUACCAGUAAUAGAUCAGUAACAUUUAUUGUCUACUGACAUAAAUAACAUUUUUUCCAUUAACAAUGGCACAAGAAGUCGAAGAAACUAUGAAACGAAUUCAGUCUCAUAAAGGAGUAAUAGGAACUAUUGUUGUCAAUUCUGAAGGUAUCCCUAUAAAAUCUACAAUGGAUAACACAACGACUGUUCAGUAUGCCGGGUUAAUAAGUCAGUUGUCGGAUAAGGCACGCUCGGUUGUAAGAGAUUUGGAUCCAACAAAUGAUUUGACAUUUCUUCGAAUAAGAAGCAAGAAGCAUGAAAUAAUGGUGGCGCCAGACAAAGAAUUUAUAUUAAUAGUUGUACAAAAUCCAAUUGAUUAAAAUUAUUUCAAAAAGAUAUCUAAUUUAAAUACAGGACACAAACUGGCAAUAAACUUUAACGUUAGUAGUUAGUAGAACAAAUUCGCGGCUCUUGAAAGAUUUUUGUACUGUUUUAUGUUGUAAUUAAUUUUCAUAAUUAAUAAUUUUAUUCACUUUCAAGGAAAUGAAAAAUGCUUAAAAAAGUGCAUUAGACACAGAGUUACACAAGCUCAAAAACCUUGAGUGAAAAACAAAACUAACAAAAUAAUCAUUGAAGAUCAGUGCAUAGUACACCUGCUCUACUGUGAAUAUUUAUAGUUCUAAGUUAUUGAUCAAAGUACUUAACCAUGAAUGCAAUUGUUAUGUGAGAAAAUUAAGUAAAUCUAUUCAUGUUUUAAACUGUAAAAUUCUGUGUAGUUGCUAGUUGUAUCAACUAUUUCUGUACGCCCAUAAAGUUUGAACGAAAGCAAUUGAACUGAGUG